UCCUCUGACAUUUUGUUUUGCUUGUGGAAGGAUUUGUGCAGGUUUAAAUAAAGAACAAUUAAAAUAAAAACAUUUAAGUAGGCGACAUUUUUCAGUUUUUUACUAUCCAAUUUAAAUUAUACAGCAUAAUUUUUAAGAGAGCGUCAAUUUCAUAUUUACAAUACAAUAAGACAUGAUGCAAGAAUGCGUCGCAAAUCCCGCAAAAACAACAUCUAAAAAAAAGGUUAUGCAUCAUGACGAUUUUAUGAAACGCGUACGAAAAUCUCUAUAUUUUGGUUAUGAUUUAUAUGACGAAGAUGCUUUAGAAAUAUCUAAACCACUUGCUGAAUACGCCAGCGAGCUCUUUUCGAACUCGCACCGAGGUCACACUUUAAAUCGUUUAAGUUAUGUAGACGCCUCAAGCGUGCAACAAGCUACACCAGCGGCGUUAAUUAUGGCCUUAAUUUAUUUGGACCGUUUGAACGUAACAGAUCCGAGUUACGUCAGACGUAUUACUCCUCAUGAGCUGUUUAUUGUCUCUAUGAUGAUUUCAACGAAAUUCUAUAUUGGUCAUGAUGAAGAAAUCUAUUUAUCUGAUUGGGCUGAUGACGGCAAUAUCUCUGAGAAUCAUCUAAAACAAUUGGAAUUGGAAUUUUUAUGUGCCAUUGAUUGGAAUAUCUACAUAUCGAAUGAACAAUUUUUUGACAAAUUAACUAAGGUGGAGAAAACGUUGGCUCGUAGAGAAGGCUUACGUCGUGGUUGGUUAACUUAUUCGGAAUUAAUGCAAAUGUUACCGUCGUUUACAUUGGCAAAAUUCUUGCUUAAUAAUGUGACGAUUAUGGCAGUAAGUUACGCUGCUAGUGUUAUGACUAUAGCGGGGGCAUUUUUCUUGGCCAGUCAGAUACCCGGGACAUCAUUGCAUCGUAAGCCGAACGUGUUCAAUGACGCUACGAUUGCCAAUAGCAAUCUAAAAAACACCGAAAUGGAAAAUACCAAUGCUAAAAUGAAUUCAUCUGUUUCUAUAAUGAAUCCUAUGGGAAACCAGAUUAAUCAUACUAACCAAUUGAGUCUUCGCAUUGCAAAUGAAUUUGCCACUUUAGAACGACAAUAUCGUGACGAAAGUGUACAUGAAUCUCUACAAAAAAAGCAGCGAGAAAUCGCCACCGAAUCACAUUUACCGUUACCCCAACAACUGCUUUUGAUCGAACUGAACAUGAAUGAAAGAUGUGGCAAACAUGGCAAGAGUCAACAACAGCAAGAUCACUGGUUUGCGCAUAAGGAAGAAUACAGUGAUUAUUGUAAAUUUUUCAUGAAUCAACUGCCAGUUGACGGAACUCGACAAUCAAUAAAGAAAAAUGAUGAUAAAACGAAUUUUGACGGUUACAAAUUUCAAACAUUAAACAAAAAACGUAAUAAUUCCUCGAGUGUGUCCUUAUUGUGGCAUUUUUUCGCGAACACCAUACAGCAAGGUACCUUAAUGCGUCUACCCCUUUUGUGGUUAAAGUUUAUGUAAAACAGAAAACAUUUUUCUUUUUGAAAUUUUAUCUCUGUAAAAGAUUUUUAAAUUACAUUAUUACAUUAAUUUUAAAACUAACAAAAAUAAACCUGAUCUUUUUUACACAUGUACACAUACCCUUAAGAACAAGCAAGGAUAUACAUUUGCCUCAAUAAAUGCUAAACUUUAUUUAAUAGCAAGAAAAAAAUUCUCCCGACUUGAGGAUGCUUUGUAUUAUUAAAGUUGUUUCCCACAUAACGCCGAAAAUCUAGAAUUCAUUUGUAAUAGAAUGUUUUAAAGCCCAACAUUAUCAAUUGGAUUAAAUAUUGAUCGAGUUUUUUAAUGCACAAAAUUUUUGUACAGUAGCACAACCUUCACAUUAAAACUUGGAUUCGAUUUUGUUAACUUUUUUAUUCUCAUUACCAAAGAAGGAGG
This is a messenger RNA of Glossina fuscipes, 1909 nucleotides long. Its product is annotated as protein CNPPD1. The transcript is spliced from 4 exons. The coding region runs from base 173 to 1492 and encodes 439 amino acids. The record is from RefSeq and is a predicted model, not a curated record. Gene Ontology annotation, cellular component: cyclin-dependent protein kinase holoenzyme complex; nucleus. Gene Ontology annotation, molecular function: cyclin-dependent protein serine/threonine kinase regulator activity; protein kinase binding. Lineage: Eukaryota; Metazoa; Arthropoda; Insecta; Diptera; Glossinidae. Gene Ontology annotation, biological process: regulation of cyclin-dependent protein serine/threonine kinase activity.